Molecule: messenger RNA, 4601 nt
Organism: Neopsephotus bourkii (Bourke's parrot)
Lineage: Eukaryota; Metazoa; Chordata; Aves; Psittaciformes; Psittacidae
Product: kinesin-like protein KIF20B
Biological process (GO): microtubule-based movement; mitotic spindle assembly
Cellular component (GO): spindle microtubule; nucleus
Molecular function (GO): ATP binding; plus-end-directed microtubule motor activity; microtubule binding
Source: RefSeq, a predicted model, not a curated record
AUGGAACUAAUGCUGGAUAAUGAUGACUUCAGAUGCUCCUAUACUACUAGUAUUGAGCCACCUGAAAGAACAGGACCAGCAUACAUGGAAGAUAUUAAAGCAGAUCUCUCUACUAAAUUUUCUUUGGUUUCUUCAUGCUCAGAUACAAGCCAGAAGAGCAGUUUGGAGUCUAAGGGACACAUAGAAGUUUGUCUGCGUAUUAGGCCAUUUACAUCAUUGGAAAGAGAGAAUGAAUUCCAGGACUGUGUUUCACUUGAAGACUCAAGAAGCGUCAUCCUGAAGGCCCCCCAAAACUCUUUGAGUCGACUAAGUGAAAAGAAUGCUGGACAGAUGAUACAGAAGUUCACUUUUUCAAGAGUGUUUGGACCUGAAACAACUCAAGAAGUCUUUGAAGGUGCCAUGAGGCAACCUGUGCAGGAUUUCUUAGAUGGAUAUAAUUGCCUUAUUUUUACAUAUGGUGUUACAAAUGCUGGGAAAACCUACACAUUCUGAGGGACAGAAGAUGAUGUUGGUAUUCUGCCAAGGACUAUGGAUAUGUUGUUUAAAAGCAUUCGAGGAAAGUUAUACACAGCAAUGGAUCUCAAACCCCAUUGUUGUAGAGAUUAUAUAAAGCUGACUGAAGACCAAGUGAGAGAAGAAAUUGCUAUUAAAAAUUCAAUACUUCGCCUAACAAAAGAGGUAGACCAUCGAAAUAGCACCACCAACAAAGCACCGGCUGAUUCUAAGGAUUUGGAACAGCUCUUAAAAGACUCGGAACAGUCUAGCCCAACUGUGAAAAAUGACGUGUUUUCUGUUUGGGUUUCAGUUUUUGAGAUUUACAAUGAAUGUUUUUAUGAUCUCCUGAUUCCUGUAUCAAAUGACAAGAAAAGAAGGACUCUACGCCUUGCUCAAGACAUCAAGGGUUGUUCGUAUGUAAAAAGUCUGCAGGGGGUACAGAUUUCUGAUUCUAGAGAAGCUUUUUGACUUGUAACUGGGUUGAAACAGCAGAGUACUGCAAGCACGAAACUAAAUGCUAACUCCAGCAGGAGUCACAGCAUAUUCACAGUUAAAGUAUUGAAAAUUGAAGAUUCAGGAGCACUGCAGGUGAUUCGAGUCAAUGAAUUGUCAUUGUGUGAUCUUGCUGGUUCAGAAAGAUGUACCAAGACCCGUAAUGAAGGGGAUAGAUUGAAAGAGAGUAGAAAUAUAAACACCUCCCUCCUGAUUCUAGGCAAGUGUAUUAACUCACUCAAGAACUGUCAACAGUCAAAGUUACAGCAGCACAUACCCUUUCAGGAAAGUAAGUUAACUCACUACUUCCAAGGAUCCUUCAGUGGAAAGAGGAAGAUCUGUAUGAAAGUAAAUAUAAGCCAGUGUGCGUCAGCAUAUGAUGAAACACUCAGUGUGCUAAAGUUCUCAGCCACUGCACAAAAAGUCUUUGUUCUGGAUGCAUCUGUUCUUCCUCAAGUUCAGUCAUUUGGCCAGAAAUCAGCAAAAGAAUCAUCACUGCUUGACACUAAAAUGCCAGACAACGCUGUAACUAUCCUUAAAAGAAUGGCAGAAAAGAACUCUAACCAGGUGAUCGAAAGCAGUCAGUUCAAGGAUUGUGAAGAUACUGUACUGGGAGUGGGAAGAAAACGCUGCUUUGAAAAUAGGCCUACUGUGGAAGAAGAGCCACCUACAAAGAAAGGAGAUACAAAGGAGAGUUGGGAAUAUGACACUCUAGAGCAAAGGGAACUGAAUUUGAAAACAAGUACUUCUGAGAACCUUGCAGAAAUAUUAGCACUGAGGGAAAGAAAUGAAACCUUGGAAGGUCAGCUAGCUGCACUUGAAGAAAAGAAUAAAGAGUUUAGCGAGCAGAUAACAAGCUUGCAUCUCAAGCUUUCUGCUUCUGAAGAAAGGGCUUUUGGCUUAAGUGAAGAACUUAAGCAGCGUCAAGCUGAUUAUCAGAAGAUUGCUUCUGAAUUGGACAAACAGAAAACUAUAAAUAAGGAACAAGAAGGAAAGAUUAUUCAGCUAAAUAAUGAAGUAGAAAGUGCAAAACAAAAGUUAAUUGAUGAAUUGUCACAAAUUAAAGCAGUGCUGUCCAAAGUAGAUGAGUUGUAUAAAUGUCACUCACUAGCUGAGUCUUACACUAUGGAUAUUGAUUUUGUUAAUCUAAAAGCUUCAUUAGACUUUCAAAAAGGCAAACUAGAGAGAGCUCAAGUGAGUUCUGUAUGCAUGCAGUCCCAAACUGCUUCUGCAGAAGAUCAGAGAUGGGAGGGCUCCUUUCACAGCACUGUUGAAAGCAUUUGGGAAGAAUGCAAAAAUAUUAUAAGGGUUUCUUCACAAAAAAGUCAGCGGAUUCAAGAACUACUUCAACAAGUUGAAGACUUAAAGAAAGGACUUGAUGACUCUGAGAACUGUAAUAAUCAACUGAAUAAAUUAAAUGAAAUUGCAAAUCAAGAUCAUCAGUCCUUAAAGGAAAAAGAACUUACGAGUCAGUUAGAAGAGCAAAUUUAGAAGAAAACACAGGAUUUUGAAAAGCAGGCUGCAGAAGAUCGCAGAGUAAUUGCCGAGCUCAAGGAGGAAGUUACCACCUACGAGGAAAAAAUAAGAGAGCUUGAAUGCCUUUUGGAGGCUUUUAAAGCUAAGGAUGACAGCAUAGAAAAGUUAGAAGAAGUACUCAAAGAAAAAGAAUCUAUUAUUUUAAAUCUAGAGACUAGUACAGUAGCUCUGCAAGAGAAAUGUGCCAAUUCAGACCUAACCAUUAAAGAACUAAAUGAUAAAGAAGUAAAUCUGAAGGAGGAAAUUGUGCAGUUGAUGAACAGUUUGGAGAAUAUGAAAUGCUGUCUUGAGGAGAAAGAGAAAAAUGAGGAUGAGCAAAUACAAUCUAUAGAACUGCUACGUAAAGAUCUUUCUGAGAGUUCUGCCCUUGUACGGAGUUUGAAAGACUUGCAGAGGAAAAAGGAAGAAUAUACAGAUUUAAUAAUUAAUACACAGAUUAAUACAGAGGUGGGUACAAUGCAAUCUGAGGAGAAAUCACUGAGGAGCAAGGUUAAUGAACUUCAGAAAAUUAAAAACCAGCUUAGUGAAGAAUUAGAGAUCAAACAGCGCACAAUUCUGCAACUUAAAAAGGAGCAGUUGAAUAACGAGAAGCUGGAAGAAAUCUCCAAAGAGUAUGAGAAAACAUGUAAAGAUCUGUGUGCAAAGGAAAAAAUAAUUGAAGAUAUGCAGAUGACAUUAGGAGAACAAGAACAGACUCAGAUUAAACAAGAAGUGAUCGAAGCCAAACUAGAAGAGAUCAACAGAUUAGUUUUGGAACUGGAACUAUGGAAGCAGAAAUUUAGAGAGCUGAAUAACCAGAGCAAUAGUGACUGGCAGCAAAAGAUGAGCAAAAAUGAGGAGAAAAACAGAAGUGAAAAUGAGGAAAUAAUGAAGCUGCAAAAAGAGCUGAAGAUAAAUAUGGAAAAUGAGGCAAAGUAUCAAAGUGAUAGAAAGAAGUGGCUGGAGGAGAAAAUGACACUCAUACAUCAAGUAAAAGAAGCUGAGAUCCUUCGCAACAGGGAAAUGAGAAAAUUUGAGAAGGAAAGAGAGCACCACGUAAAGAAACAAGCAGAAAUUGAAAGUCUUGCUGCUGCACAGCUGGCAGAAAAGGACAACAAUCUUCAAAAGUGGCAUGAAGAAAGAGAUAAAUUAGUAGAAGCUUUGGAAACACAGCUCAGGACUUUGGUUUCUAACACCACACAAAAAGAUAAGGAAAUAGCAGAACUGAAACAGGCUGCACUAAAGGAUUUGGGAAAGGCUAAGGAAACUGAUACAGAAGAACUAAGGAAAGAGCUGGCUGAGAAAGAUGACUUUAUAAAGGAACUGACACAGCAGGUUAACCAUGAAAGUCUUCUGUCUAUGGCAGAAGUACCUUUACCUGAAGAAGGACAAUCUGAAAUAGAUCAGACUGUAAACAAAGAGGACCAUUCUGAAAUUGCACUUGACUCGUCUGAAAUGUCUACAGAAAAUGGAAAAAACAGUCGGUUCCCAAAACCAGAGAUGAAAAUCCAGGUCACACCUUUGCAACCCAGUAAGAUGGAGGUGAAGGACCAGGGCGGCCCCAUACCAGUUACAAUUAAAAUGCUCAAGCCAGGAAAGAAAAGAAAAAGUGAAGAGAUGGAUGAGGAUUUUGUGAAAAGCGAGAACAAAAAAAAUGCAAAACCUGCUAUGACUAAUUUGCCUUCUACAAGCAACAAGAAAAUGAUGUCUACUAUACAGCUUAGAAAACCAUACCCCUUAAGAAAGCAAGAAUCCACUUCAAGUAAAAACUCUGCUAAAAAGAAAGAUGGAAAGCUGCAAAAAAGUGGAGAUUUCUUCCAAAGUUCUCCUACUAUUAUUCAGUCUAAAGCAAAGAAGCUGAUUGCAACAAUAAGCUCUCCUAAUUCUGCAGAACCAGAAAGCCUAAAAGAAAAUGAGCUGAAGCCAAAACGGGCUAAGAGAAAGCUGUAUUCAACUGACAUUUCUUGCCCUCUAGAUAUCCCUGCUUCUUCGAUUCUUAUAGAACAAAAACAGAAGGAAUGCGAUCAUCUAAUCAUCAAGCGACGGCUUCCAUCAAAACAAGCUAAAUAAUCUUGCAACAGCAUGUUUGUAUUUCCUUG